This is a messenger RNA of Guyanagaster necrorhizus, 1357 nucleotides long. RefSeq lists its product as uncharacterized. Lineage: Eukaryota; Fungi; Basidiomycota; Agaricomycetes; Agaricales; Physalacriaceae. The transcript is spliced from 4 exons. Gene Ontology annotation, biological process: protein catabolic process in the vacuole; proteasome-mediated ubiquitin-dependent protein catabolic process; protein targeting to vacuole. Gene Ontology annotation, cellular component: GID complex. The record is from RefSeq and is a predicted model, not a curated record. Bases 147 to 1286 code for a protein of 379 amino acids.
CUUCGACUCUGGAAAAAUACUAACUAAAAGUAAGGGAUCGAGGCCAGACCACGUGCGCCCAGAUUCGUUCUCAGGCUUAGCUAGGCUGCGUCUUCUAGUCGUCGUCGCUACUAUCGGCGACCUCCCUUACUCCCUUUCUUCCACCAAUGCCCUCAGAGUUCUACACCACCCUCGACGACCAACCCCCUCUCGAACAUGUCCAGGCCAAGGUCUGCUCGUCCUGCCAUCGUCCAGUCGACCCCGCAAGUCACCUCUUUCUCCUCGCCGCCGACGCCAUCGUCUGUGCAGCAUGUGGUCCCGUUCAUGCCUCACAGAUAGACACCCGGACGUCGUGCAUCGACGUCGAUAACGCCUUUCUGCGAAUCGGACGCCCUACACACGACCAAGAGCCAUCAGAUACCCAGCGACCAGCGCCGCCGCCGCCCCCGGCCUUCGCUAGCAAGCUCUUAUUAUCUCUACCGGUACAUGCCCCGGCGACGACCGUCUCAUCAUCGCAGCCACUACAGUCGCAUGCUCCCACUCUCUCGGUCGCAAACAACAACCGCAGGCAUACGGCCGUUUCAUUUUCUCCCAAUCCUCUCACCGAUAUCACUCGUCUGCGGGUUCGCACCCGAGCUCACCACUGUCUCUACCCGGGCGCCUCCUUCCAAGGAACACAGAAGAGUGGCCGGAAUAGCUAUGAUGUCACGGUAACCAUCGUCGACGUCGACUUUUCGUCGUCGUUCCUAUGCGGUUAUCUUUGCAUCCGAGGUCUUACCGAAGAUUAUCCCGAGCUCACCACCUACUUUGACGCCGAAGUCAUUGGCAGUCGCUACGGCUUCCGCACUCAAAACUGGGGCGCCAAUGAAAAUGACGACAUGGUGCACUGGUCCCGCUUUCCCGCCUUCCGUCACGUCAAGCAUGAUCUCAAAAGACCCCACUACACCAUCCCUGACCGCGACCGAGGGGCUGUGUUCAUGCGAUGGAAGGAGCGUUUCUUGGUUCCGGAUCACCGCGUACAGGAUAUCAAUGGCGCAAGUUUUGCCGGUUUCUAUUAUGUUUGUGUCGAUUUCAACCCCACCCAGUCCUCUCAAAAUGAAGAGCCAACAUCGAUCGUGACAAAACCAGAGUCCCGCGAGCGACGCGAGUCAAGUGCCCGUCGAUCUCCUUCUGCCGGCCCGCGUCUAACCGCUCCACCAGCAGCAACGAUGAGUGGGUUUUACUAUCACCAAAACUCCGAGCCGUACCAGCAGCUCACGUUGGUUCACGUUCCCGAGCGGGCCAGCUCUAGCUUUGAAUUUCGCUGAAUCAAGUGCGGAAAAACAUCCCCCGCCAGUACUUACCGAUUUACGUGUCUUAUACCUUUUUUUUCUUUUCU